Molecule: messenger RNA, 1588 nt
Organism: Dicrocoelium dendriticum
Lineage: Eukaryota; Metazoa; Platyhelminthes; Trematoda; Plagiorchiida; Dicrocoeliidae
Source: the annotation of a GenBank genome assembly
AUGUUUCAAAACGCAACCGGAGCUUCCGAAACACCUGCGGGAACGAACGCAGCGAAUUCGACGGCAUUUACUCCCAACGCCUCAGCAACACCGAACGCUACACCCAGUGAUACCGCUCCGUCUUCCACCGCUAGUUCCGAAUCAACGAAUCAAUUUCUUAGACUGGGACAGCAGUUGGCUCAACAAAUGCGUUCAAUGAAUCCGGAACUGGUAGAUCAGUUACGCCAGUCCUUUCAAAACAUUUUCCCACCCGGUUCCACUGGUUCAACUGAUGCUCCGCAUUGAGCACAUAUUAACGUGUUUUCUAGGCUGCAUUCUCCUGAUCCCUUCGGGAAAUGGAUGCCUUGUUGAGCGUCCACAGAACGUGGUGUUUGCCUCUUCUGGUUUUGAAGUUACCGGUUUCAUCUAUCGUUUAAACCUAUGUUCUUAUCUUUUCGACUUCACGCUUACACUGACUCCAUGGGCUCAUUGACGGCGCGCGCGAGAGUUGCCCAUCGGCCGUGGAUAUUUUGAACCCGUGAAUGUGUUUAUUACCAUCAUUCACAACCGCUUCCAUCCUUUCUUUGCUUUUGCUGCAUUUCCGGUUGCUUUUUUGUUGUGUCUCGUUCUGUUGGAUAUUGAGCCUCAGUUAACAGCCCGGUCAAUUGGCGGUUUGCUGCAAUUUUUUACUCUGCUGAAUGAUGGUUUGAUUUGGAUGUUUAACAUUAAACUAUUCUUCCGUCUUUUAUCUCAGGCUAAUACUCUUCAUUGAUGGGACUUUUUCGACUAGUUUCUUCACGAAAACAUAUUAAUCUUGGACUUACUUCAUUUUUUCUCCACAGAUUGUGUGGCACUUUGGUGUCCACAUUCUUAGUCGCAUCUCCUAGCACCCGUACCUAUGUACGAUGUUAGAUCAAUCUGCGAUUCACUCAACCUUUCUGUGCAUUAAACUAUCAGCAAGAAAUCAUCGUGUUCCCUCUGUGGCACAUUGGUCGAACUUUAGCUGUGAAUUCCCCAACUCUAUUUUAGUGCGUUUCGACACGAAAAAACAUGUUCAUACCACCUGACAAGUUCCUUCAAUGAAACGUGUCCUAAUUUCCCCCUGGGAAUCAAAAACCAAAUCUGAGACUUAAUCGAAAUUCCGUUAAUCAAAUAAUGCAAGUUCCUUUUAUAUAGCACGUUAUUUUCUUAACCAGCGCUCAAUCUUUGCUCAUAUCCGUCCAAAUCAAUUGUACCAUCAAUCCAGUCUACAUAAUUACCGUGGAGUUGUAUUGAAGGCGAUCGAUUUGCUUUCAAGCUGUUGGCUCUAUGUUCGCUCAACUCUCCAGUUCGAUCCGCCACCAUUAUGCUCUGUAGUACCAUAACACCAUAUUUGUGCCCAAACAUGUGGAAUGUUGCACCCGUUUGUUCGUGGUCCACUCACUGGGUCAUCUGAUCUCCGCUUUGUCAUCCCAUCCACCGUUUAGAAUCUUCUGAUCACCUCCCGUCCAUGAUGCAUGGACUUCAAUCUGGUCCUUUUCACUUCAUGUGUCUCAAAUACAAUCGUAUAUUUCGCAUCCUAUAAGUUUCUUUUUUCGUAUCAAGAAAAAAUCUUUCCACCUGAUUCGCU